AUGACAGUAGACAGUUUUCCUUAUAUCGAUGUUAGACUCUACGGCCGCUCACUUCAGAAAUUGAAACAAGAUGGUAUAUCCUUGAAGAAGAUUCUGGAAGGAGUUGGAUUCUCUGGUGUAUCAAUUCGCGAAGGUCGUAUCUCACGUGGCCGCAAGAAGCAGUUCACUGUUCCAAGUCUCAGUACAAGCAUUGCAAAUGUUGAUGUCCCUCGUUCCUCGACUCCGAUCGUUUCACAGGUUGACAUUCGUAAAAAAAUAACUUGGAAUUUGCAAGAAAGAAUCUCCGAGAUUGCUGACGAUGAUGAAGAAAAAGUUGAUUUCGAUAGCGAAGUAGAUUCAGAAGAGAUCAUUGAGGAGUCAAGAAAAUCAUCCGAGCAGAAAAAAAGAGAUACAGAUGUUGCUUUGGUUCUUGAUGGUAUAAUGGAGACUGUCAUCGAAAAAGAGAAAACGGUAAGAAGUACAGCCGCAAUUCUAAUUCCUGCUGAUGAAAUGACGAUUUCUAAGUUUUCGGAUCCGGUUACUUUCAAUAGAAAUAUGAUAGGCUCAGUUUACUGCAGUAUUGCACCGGCUGUGUUAGAUAGUGAUCAUGGAAAUAUUCCACAAAGUGAAGAAAGAAAAAACUCCAGUUCCUACGGGCUCUCAAACAUGGACGUUCAUCAUUCAUUUCAUGUUGAUAACAUCGAUGAGACAGCUGAUCUUCCUGCUGAAGAAAAGACGACUGAACGGAAUGGAAAACAUACGAAAACUUUUAAAGCAGCUCAGAAAACUACCCGUUGUACUCAUGAUACGCAAAACACAGCCGUACCGAUCACAUGUAAUUUUCCGAAAUGUGGUCAUGUUAUCAGCUGGAGAAUAAGAAGCGGAAAAAUCAAUCUUGUCGACCACGCAUUGAAGCACAGCAAGAAGAAGUUUCUGAAAUGCCACGAAUGCAAAAACAAAGCUAAAGAGAUUAAAACUAUUCGUUCGAUGCGUUAUCAUUACCAAACAAGUCACAAGGGUAUGAAAAUGACGGGAUACGGAGUGAGCACUUUACCAUUGAAAGACCCCGACUUCAGAAAACUUCUGCAUGACUGCUUCGGAGAUCAACUGGAUGCAUUCAAUGAAGAGCCAUCCGAGAAAACUGAUGAUUUCACUAUUUGCAGAUCGAGACGCGAAAAACUCUGA
This is a messenger RNA of Caenorhabditis remanei, 1164 nucleotides long. RefSeq lists its product as uncharacterized. Gene Ontology annotation, biological process: meiotic chromosome segregation. The coding region runs from base 1 to 1164 and encodes 387 amino acids. Lineage: Eukaryota; Metazoa; Nematoda; Chromadorea; Rhabditida; Rhabditidae. The transcript is spliced from 8 exons. The record is from RefSeq and is a predicted model, not a curated record. Gene Ontology annotation, cellular component: condensed nuclear chromosome.